AUAAAACAAGAGAAAGUUUCAGAAACAAACAUGGCGGCGUCCUCAUCCUCGACGGAGCCCAGCAACAUCCCAGAUUACGAAUACGUCGACGUUAACACCAAAGCGUUUCACGUCGGCUCGUUCAGAAACGAGUGGCUGAACAGACUGAAGCCGAGCGACUUCUCCUUCCAGCAGCAGGACGAGGACGCGUUUGACGCUAACUUCGCUCAAGAGAUGGGCGUCAGUGCGGAGACCAUGGCUGAGCUGAAGUCUCUCUGCAGUCUGGAUUCGCUUCGUUGCCAUCCCGACGAUGAGCCUCCGGACCCAGACCUCGUUCCUCCAGACUCGACGCUGAAAACACUCGUACAAAGGAAGAAAAAACAAGAUUAUAGCGCAACUCUGAAGUUCUUCAAGAACAGACACGAGCUCUAUGCAGACGAACUGGAGCGUUUGACUGUCGGUAAAAAACCGGAAUCAAUGACCGACAUGGUCCCCGAAGGAGAACUCAUCCUGACCAUCAACGUCUACUACCCAGCUUCUUAUGAGAGAUUUUGCUACGUCAGGCCUCACAUGACCCUGCUGCUGACGGGCUCCCACAGCCUGGCCGAGCUCAGAGAUGCCAUAUGUUGCGUCAGUGACUUGCAAGUGUGUGGAGAGUUCAGCAACACACCGGACAUGGCUCCGGACUUCAUCAGCAAAGAUCAUUUCAAGUCGGCUUUCUUUUUCUUUGAAGGAGUUUUCUACAAUGACAUGCGGUUCCCAGAGUGUCAGGACAUCAGCAUGACCACCAUUGAAUGGGCAAAGACCCGAAACUUCCCGCCCUACAGCCAGGCCAAGAUGGAGGAAACACUUUUCGCAGAUCUGAAAAUCAAAGUGGGCUUCCCGUACCUCUACUGUCAUCAGGGAGACUGUGAGCAUCUCGUCAUUAUCACAGACAUCAGACUGGUCCAUAAGGGUGACUGCAUAGACAAGCGGCUGUAUCCUCUUCUCAUUCACAAGCACAGGAUCGUCACGCAGAAGUGCGCGGUUUGCCACGUCUUCAUCGGAAGAUGGUUCACGACCAACGACGAGUUUGCUCCAAGUGACCCGUGUCUGUUUUGCGACAAGUGUUUCCGGAUGCUGCACUAUGACGCUGAAGGCAACAAGCUGGGAGAUUUUCUGGCUUAUCCCUAUGUGGACCGUGGUGCCUUCAACUAAAUGUUGCCUUCAGGGACUAAAUAACAAAUUGAAUGCUGUACAAUACAGCUGUUACAUUUCACAAAGAAAUGAUUUGUUUGGAAAAUGUAUAUUUUUUUGUUGAAUUUGUUUGCAUAUUUUGUCUUUAGAAUAAACCAAUGUUUUACUGA
Molecule: messenger RNA, 1325 nt
Organism: Betta splendens (Siamese fighting fish)
Lineage: Eukaryota; Metazoa; Chordata; Actinopteri; Anabantiformes; Osphronemidae
Gene: snapc3
Product: small nuclear RNA activating complex, polypeptide 3
Exons: 10
Coding region: 31-1176 (381 amino acids)
Biological process (GO): snRNA transcription by RNA polymerase II; snRNA transcription by RNA polymerase III
Cellular component (GO): snRNA-activating protein complex
Molecular function (GO): RNA polymerase II cis-regulatory region sequence-specific DNA binding; bent DNA binding; core promoter sequence-specific DNA binding
Source: RefSeq, a predicted model, not a curated record